CACUUGUUAAUCUUCCAACCAUCAUCACAUAAACGACAAGAUGGGAAAGAGGAAACAAACAAAGAAAUUCGCUUUGGUGAAGCGGAUGCUCAAUCCAUCAGAUCAGAGACUAAAGGAGAAUCAAGUGAAAGAAGCAGCAAAGAAGAAAGCAGCCGAAGAAAAAGCUGUCAAACAUGUCACUCCAGCCGCAUCCUCCAUGUUCUUUCAACAUAAUACAGCUUUAGGACCACCUUAUCGUGUUUUGGUUGAUACCAAUUUUAUCAACUUCAGCUUACAAAAUAAAAUUGAAUUGGUUCAAGGAAUGAUGGAUUGUUUGUAUGCCAAAUCGAUUCCAUGCAUCACGCAAUGCGUCCUUGCCGAAUUGGAAAAGCUUGGUCCCAAGUAUCGAAUCGCAUUACGUGUAGCCAGAGAUCCGCGAUUUGAACGAUUACCAUGCACGCAUAAAGGUACAUACGCAGAUGAUUGCAUCAUCGAUCGGAUCAACACACACAAAUGCUAUAUGGUGGCCACUUGUGAUCGUGAAUUAAGAAGGAGGGUACGUAAAGUUCCAGGUAUUCCUCUCAUGUAUAUUGCUCAACAUCAAUAUCGCGUUGAACGUUUACCCGAUGGUGGAAUGCCAUCGUAGUCGCAUUCUUGAUGGGCAACAUUUCUCGUUUCAUUUGUAUCAUAUAUUCAAGCAUCCAAUAGAUUACUGUGUCCAUCCUUAAUUGGAGACCGCUCAAUUCGCAUACAAAGAGGCGCCACAGCCUCCGAACAAAGGAUU
Molecule: messenger RNA, 763 nt
Organism: Meira miltonrushii
Lineage: Eukaryota; Fungi; Basidiomycota; Exobasidiomycetes; Exobasidiales; Brachybasidiaceae
Product: Fcf1-domain-containing protein
Exons: 1
Coding region: 41-625 (194 amino acids)
Cellular component (GO): small-subunit processome; nucleolus
Source: RefSeq, a predicted model, not a curated record